This is a messenger RNA of Adineta steineri, 1170 nucleotides long. NCBI's taxonomy places the organism in Eukaryota, Metazoa, Rotifera, Eurotatoria, Adinetida, Adinetidae. The record is from the annotation of a GenBank genome assembly.
UAUAACAUGAUGAUGAUGUGAUAGAAUUCUAUUUCUCUUCAAUGACGGUUACUUGUGCGUUCGCGUGUGCAUGUUGUGUGCGUGUGUCUUCCCCUUUUCUUGUUCGCGUCACAAAAAAUUAUUAUAAUUCCUCUACAUCUCGUCGUCCUUGCUUUCUCGUCAUCUUCUAGAGUAAUAGUAGCAAUAGACCAUGCGAGAGUUGUCGUUUGCUUUUAUAGGCAGACAAAAAAAAAUAUAAGAUAGAAAAACGAGAAGAGGAGAGAACGGAUCUUUUCCACUAGCUGUGUUUCGCUGUCGCGUUCUAUCCAAUUGCCAGCACUAGCAUCCAUUUUGCUCUCUAUCUCUCUCAACAUUUUCCAUCACAAUAACGAGAUUUUACUUAGAAAAAAAACACAUCAUUAUUUUUGUUUUGUACUAUUAUUAUGUAUAUUUAGUUAUGGUUAAAGUAAAUAAUUAUAAUAUUUUCGAUGUUUAGUUAGACAUAUUCCAAAUAGUCAACAAUACGAGUUUUACUUUUCCAAUCAGUUAUUAUCAACUUCGUCGUCUUCAUUUUUAUCAUUAUUGCCUCUAUCUUAUUGUGAACAUCAACAAACUACUUACUAUUCAUCAAGUGGUUUUGCUAUUCUUCGUUCUUCACCGCGCUUCCUUUUUACGAACAUUGUCAAUCCCCAACAAACUUCAUCAUUUCAUCAUCACAAUGCUGUUCUUUUCGCUGUCGAUCAAUCAUUAUCUCCAACUAUUGCUACACUAAUGUCAUCGAAUGAAAAUAAUCGUCCUGUUGAUAGUGAUUAUAAUAAUUCAACAACACCACUAACAACAACAUCAAUUUAUUCUCUGUUAUCAACAACAACUUUUUCAAAUGUCACAGGUUUUCAUACAACACAACGGGAAACGAAUCGAACAUUUAAUAUAGCAUUACUAGGUGGAUGUAUAAGCGCAAGUGUUAUUUUAAUCAUAAUUAUUAUUUAUGCUUUUAUUAAAUAUCGAAAUCGUGAUGAAGGUUCAUAUAAAAUCGAUGAAAGUAAAAAUUUUGUUACAAAUCCUCAUAUAGAUAAUCAUGAUAAUGGUGGUUGUGGUGGAAAAAUAUCUUCAUCGAAUCAUCAUCGACAAAAAUUAUUAGCUACAAAUGAAUCAAAUGUUGUUGUUGAUUCAAGAGAAUGGUACGUGUAA